Molecule: messenger RNA, 504 nt
Organism: Mesitornis unicolor (brown roatelo)
Lineage: Eukaryota; Metazoa; Chordata; Aves; Mesitornithiformes; Mesitornithidae
Gene: TSEN15
Product: TSEN15 tRNA splicing endonuclease subunit
Exons: 4
Coding region: 64-504 (146 amino acids)
Biological process (GO): tRNA splicing, via endonucleolytic cleavage and ligation
Molecular function (GO): nucleic acid binding
Source: RefSeq, a predicted model, not a curated record
UCCGCGGGCGGGCGAGAGCCUAGGGUCCAGGGGGGCUGGGCAGGGGGGGCCGGCGGCAACUGGAUGGCGACUCACCCCACGUUCAUGGAAAUGAUGUCUCUUGAUAUAUCUGACAGUGCUCAAAUCUACGCUGCGUUUGUGGUAUACCUGGACCUCUUGGAAGGGAGAAACUGGCAUGAGGUGAAGCAUGUCGGAGUAGCAGAACUGCAGCUUGUCUGUUUACACGCACGGGAGAGAGAACAGGACAGUCUCCAAGUGAUGGUGCCGGUACCUGUGCACAUCUCGUUAAGCCAUGAGAGGAUAAGAGAAAUCUUGGAGAAAGCGUCUCUCCCCCAAGACGAUCCGGACACCCCGCUGUCAGUUACCUUGGCCAUAGUUGAGUCAGAUUCCACAGUAGUCUACUAUAAAAUGACUGAUGGCUUUGUGCUGCCAGAUCCUCCUGACGAUUCUGAAGAUGCGGACAAUAAACAGUGGAGAAAGAAAAGAAAGAAGCUUUUCAAAUGA